AUGGGUGAAAACUUUAAUGUCACAUAUAUAACUUUUGGUGGGUAUGUGGAAAUAGAGAAAUACAGAUAUGCCUAUUUUGUGGUAAUAUUUAUAACAUACAUUCUUAUAAUCUGCAGUAAUUCAACCAUCAUUUGUUUGAUCUGUAUUCAUCCAAACCUCCAUGAACCUAUGUACAUUUUUAUUGCAGCUUUGUUGGUGAAUUCUGUUCUUUACAGCACUGUGGUCUACCCAAAACUAUUGAUUGAUGUUUUAUCUGAAAAGCAGGUCAUAUCUUAUUCAGCCUGUCUGUUUCAGUAUUUCAUGUUCUAUAUUUUAGUGUCAUCAGAAUUUCUAUUUCUAGCUGCUAUGGCCUAUGACAGAUAUGUGUCUAUAUGUAAACCUCUGCAAUAUCCAACUAUCAUGAGAAAAACUACUGUUACAGUCCUACUGGUUUUACCUUGGCUGAUUCCUGUUUGUGCGUUUUUGUUUACACGGAUACUGAUUGUUAGGCAAAGGGUGUGCAAAUUUACUUUGCCGUCCAUUUUUUGUAAUAACUCACUUCACAGUCUUUACUGUGUAAAAUCACGAGCAAUAACAAUAUGUGGUAUUGUUCUUUUGAUAAAUCUGACAUUAUGCCCUGUGGUAUUCAUACUUUUUACAUACACUAGAAUAUUAAUAAUAACCUAUCGAAGCUCUCCAGAAGUCAGGAAAAAAGCUGCACAGACCUGUUUACCCCAUCUGCUGGUUUUAAUCUGCUUCUCUUUGUUAAUGACAUAUAAUGUGGUGAUGAUGGAAGCUGAUAUGCCAAAAACUGUAUUUUUAAUCAUGACUUUACAGCUUGUUCUGUAUCAUCCUCUCUUCAACCCCAUCAUAUACGGACUAAAAAUGACAGAGAUUUAUAGACACUUGAAGAACUUGCUGUGUCCACUAAAACUGAAUUAA
Molecule: messenger RNA, 921 nt
Organism: Sphaeramia orbicularis (orbiculate cardinalfish)
Lineage: Eukaryota; Metazoa; Chordata; Actinopteri; Kurtiformes; Apogonidae
Product: olfactory receptor 11A1-like
Exons: 1
Coding region: 1-921 (306 amino acids)
Biological process (GO): detection of chemical stimulus involved in sensory perception of smell; G protein-coupled receptor signaling pathway
Cellular component (GO): membrane
Molecular function (GO): G protein-coupled receptor activity; olfactory receptor activity; odorant binding
Source: RefSeq, a predicted model, not a curated record